Molecule: messenger RNA, 1504 nt
Organism: Tricharina praecox
Lineage: Eukaryota; Fungi; Ascomycota; Pezizomycetes; Pezizales; Pyronemataceae
Exons: 7
Coding region: 317-1381 (354 amino acids)
Source: RefSeq, a predicted model, not a curated record
CGCUCGUCGUUGAGGGCGGCGCCGCGCACGACGAGAAGGAAAUGGUCAAGGACAUGAAGAACUGGCUGAAGAAGGGCCAGAACCAGGUCAAGAAGGUUAUCUUGAUUAUCUGGAUCAUGCUGCCUGGCGGCAUCAUGGGUGGCCGCAUCGAGGUCUAUGAAAUGGACGAGAAGAAGAAAAAUACGGUGCUGGUGGAUGAAUCUACGUACCGGAGGACCCAGAUUCGGAGUCGCAGUCGGUGCGGUUGACGUUGGGGGAGCUGUACAGCACGAAAGCGGACCGGCUGCCCCCGCACGAGCGCGAGAUCAUCAUCGACAUGCAGAUCGAGAAGUUGUGCGAUGACGCGGUCGAGGCGAUCGGGUCGUCGAACCUGCAGUGCGCCGACCCGGACGUGGGGCUGUGGCACUUCCAGAACCCGCAGCGGCUGCUCGCGAGCGAGAAAGAUGGCCCUGGGGGCGGCAGCGGCAGAAGCAUCAACUCACAUAAUACCAAUGGCAGCUACAAUACAACCAUCGACAACUCCAACCGUGCCGUGCAGAACUUUCAUUUCUACCACUUUCCUACUUCCCCAACAGACUUCCUCACAUACAUGCACAACAUGAUGCAGAAGCUCCCGGCGUUCACCGCCGACUACCCAACCAUGGAGGCGAAAGCGCGGAAAUUCGCGAGCAACAUCAACCCCGCGCUGCGCGACCUGCACCUCGCGCAGCCGGACACCUUCAACCUGACCAAAGUCGCGCUGUACGACGUGAUCAUCCUCUGCGACGACAGCGGCUCCAUGAACCUCGGCAACCGCAACGCGCUGCUGGCAGAGACGAUCGACCGGAUCCUGCCGGUGGCGACUCGGCUGAACGAGGCCGGCGUCUCCCUGCGCUUCAUCAACUACAAUCAGGACCGCGAGUUCAACGACUUGACGUCGCAGCCGCAGGUGGCGAAGACGCUGCGUAUGGUGUCGCCCGCGGGGACGACGCGGAUCGGGACUGUGCUACGGCAUAAAAUCGUUAAGCCCAUACUCGCGAAGGCGAGGGCGAAUACGCUGGUUUCGCCCGUGUUGGUGGUUAUUGUUACGGAUGGAGAGCCGUCGAGAGAACCACUCGACACCCUCAAAAACACUAUCAUCUCGUGCAAACACGACCUCGACGAGAUUACGAACGCGUCGGGCAGCGCGUACGGUCGCUCUUCGGUGGUAUUCCAACUAUCGCACGUAGGCGACAACGCGGACGCGGAGCAGUUCGUGCACAGCCUGUCCGUAGACCCAGAGCUCGAGGGCAUGGUCUACUGUAACCUCAAAAAGCUCGAUGAGCAGCUCGCUAGUGGGUCGUCGGCGACGAAGAAUCGUUCGUUGCUGGAAUUGUUGUCGGUUGCGAUUAAUAGGUCGUGAUCAGUGCGUGAUGAGUGGAUGCCGGAGGGGGAGGUUUGUCUGAUUGGAGAGUGUAUUAUGCGUGAUUAAUGAUCGACGACGACGAUUGAUGUUGAUGAUGAUUUAUGAUGAUUUAUGACGGUU